AUGUACAGUCCCGGCCACAUCAUGGCUUCUCAGACGCCUACGAGAGCCGGUAGUUGCGCCGCCGACGGUGGCAGUCCAAAACUCUCUGUUCCUUCUUCUGGGGAGCUGGAAGAACAUGAGUCUGGUCCAUCAACGCCAGCACGCAAGAAGGUUGUUUUUAGCAGCCAGAACCUGAGGUAUAACAAAAAGAUCUUGAAGCAGGCCCGUGAGAGGAACAGGGCCAGCAGCGACAGAGGCAGCGGCCGUGCCCGGAGUAGGAGCAGAAGCCCACAGAAGCAGAAACAAGUCGCCUUGGUAGAACAAGGCGACGCGCAUGAACAGUUCAAAAACAAGCUGCAGCCUCGGGGCCCUUCCAAAUCACCAGCUCCUGUUGCUUUUCGGACGGCAUCUUAUUUUGGGAUCAGGGGUGGGCCAACCUAUUCCAGACCAGAGGUAGGAACUGGUCUUCACCAGCACCGGCAAAGCCCUGACAACGAAUCUCAUCUCUCCUCAACAAGCGCCACCAAGAAACGGAACCUCGAAGCCCCCCCUGAAAUCUUCCCAGCUCCCAAACGAAGAUUGCUUCCACAUUUCUUGCGGUCUUCAUCUCCAUCUCCGCACGUGUCGCAUCGUCAAUAUGAGCGCAUCGCCCUCGAAAACAGCGAAGACGAACUUGGUCAACUAGAUGAGCUAGCUGAUCCAAGCCCAAGGCCAACCAGAAGACUCAUUCUACCAACCUCUAGUCCUUCUUGGGCCAGAAAGUCACCAGUGCACCAAUCCCGCUCUCCACAACGACAACGGCCCUCUACCAGCACCGGCUCAACAGCCGCGACAGAUGACGGGAAACAAGUUGCUCGUGCCUCGCAUAACUCCCACGGGCAUGAAAAUGGCGAGCUUCCCUUGUUGGUUUCGAACGCGAGACAUGUCACGCCGCCCUCACGAGCUGGAGUUCCCCGACAUGAAAAGGCGGUCUCUGCGUGGCGGUUGGCGAGCCCACCCAAGGUCAACAUUAAACAAGUGCCUGAGCCAGAAGUUGUCAUGGUAGACAGUGACAAUACCAGCGAUCAAAGCGGCAAUGGCGAUGCAAGGUCAGAAGACGAUUUUCGCAUUCAAGGCGAAACACAGCGGCGGUUCAAAAGGGCCAAAGGGGCCAAGACCGAGCAGGAGGUUAGAGGUAAGCAACCGCGGACAGUGGAAGAGACAGCUAUCCCUGUUCCCACUCUCCCGAAUGGUGAGUUUCGACAACGGGAUACCUGCAAGAGCGUCAAUGACAAAGCUGCAAAGCCAAGCGAGACUAGUCCCAUCACCAUAUGUGGUGAGCGGCAUUAUUCUCAGUGGACGGGCACAUGGGAUGGCGAAGCACGCAGGAUUCCCGGAGCCGGUGCCCUUUUCCCUGAGGGAUACGAACCACGAAUCAAUGAACCAUAUCCAUGGGUUUGUCCAAUUCGGGAUUGUCAAACUGUGUUUCCGGAGGCCUGGGCCCUUGGGGGGCAUUUCAGCGCAAGUCACCGGGCUCUUUUACUCAACGAUAACCGCGAUGGCACCAUGUCCAUUCUCGGGAAGCGAAAACUCCCUGAUCCUAUGACAGGGAGAAUGCCCGCACUGGUGAUCUCUCGCCAACCACUCGAUCCAGCAACUGCCCCCCCAAAAGCACCUCCUCGACAGCCGGGAAGGAGAAUGAAGACGGAGAAAAGAGUUCCCCUGUCCGAUGUGACCCCCAAAAGGCCCAAAGAGACACCGGUGCCAGUCCCUAACCCCUACAACACGCCUGGACGACGGUCAAACAGUUUUCUUGUCGUCGACCUGCCUGCCCGUAGCAACACGUCGUCCAGACAUUUUCAUGUCCCUGAUCAACACGCAAAAAUACCUUUGCAUGACAAGAGCACACCCACCGCGAGCAGUGGCCUCCACUCUUCAAAAGAAACUAGGCCUACUGAAGCACCGAAUACCAGGCCAAGUAAAGGUGGCUUUUCAGGAGCUAGCGGCAGCGACGAAGCCAUCUUCGCUUUGCCCACCCGUAAAUCCUUGAAAGGAAAAAGUGGCGUUCCGGUAUCAUCACGAGCAGCAAGGGCUCAAGUGUCACAAGAAUGCCUGACAAAGGCUGGUGUUGGCGGCACUGCCCAAGGCCUAAGGGAGAGCAUCACAUCCACCAGAAAAUCCGGACGGUUGUCCAAGUCUAUGUCAUUGACACGCCCAACUCAGCAAGCUUCAGAACGUCCUGCCCAAGCUGUCUCGGGGUCCAAGCAUUCGGCAGCGAAGCGGUCACCAUCAACAGCCUCGAAGACCUCCAAGUCAACUCCAGCCUCUGUUGGGGCAAGGCCGCAACGAUCAGGAAUGGGUGCACUGCCAUUGUCAUCUGCCUCUUCUUCUGCCUCUUCCCCAUCGCGGGGAGUUGUACCACCUUACACAAUGUCAGACUGGGAGAUUGCCCCCGGCCGUAUCCGGGUAGGGACGGGAGACAAAUCCGAGAAUGUGGCCGUCUCCUCGACCUAUCUCGCCCACUCUUCGAUGUCUGCUCUUCCUCUGACCCCAACUAUUUCCUUUCAGCUGCUCACCAUCCAGCCGGGAAGCAGUGUCCACUGGCGGCCCUCUACGGCCCCAGGCAGUGUCCAAGAGGAAGAGCCCAGGACGAGGGUUUGUUCGGUUGCCCAGGGUAUCGUCAAAGUGAAGCUCUGUGGUCAGGAAUUUUCAUUGGGCCCGAAUGGCAUGUUCAAAGUGCCAGCGGGGGAAAACUGCGAGCUGGGCAGCGUGUGUUACGGGGGGGCGGUGGUUCAUAUCACUUGUGUAAAUGAAGGGGAAGAGUACUAGCGAUCCAAGUAAUUAGUUGUUUUAUGUUGUACCUAUUUAUGCACGUAGCAAUCUACACCUGAAUUCUAUCUGCCGUCCUGGCAGGUGACUCGACCCAUGAAGCACCCAUUCCCUCCCCCGAAAGAAAAACAACAGAAAAGCAGAGCAAAAAAAAACAACGCCAACCACUCCCAUUAUUCCCGUGUCUUGUAAGAGUGGGUAUCAAACUGUGCCUUUCUUUGCCUCCAGAGCCAUGUCUCUCCCAGGUCGCGUACCAACCAACCUUUGCGUAAUGACAUGGAAAGAAAAACCCAAACGCCCCAAAAUAUGCAUGAUUGUCCUUGACUCGGUCGUGCUGGCUCUCGGCCCGGACCUAACGAAAGAUCUUCCUCCCUCCUGUCCUCGUGGGAAAUCGUUCAACGCCGCUCUGCUGUUGCUGAUGCCAAAUCUGCUGCAUACCGACUCCGCCGCCUUCCAAGCCUGUCUUGUAGCGACGUAUGGCUUCCCUGAUGUGCUCUGGUCUUAGCGGACCACGCCUCUCCUCGACAGGUGCGGCUGUGUUGCUGGCCGUGUUGUCGGCAAGCCCCAGCUGUCCAGAAUGAGGCACACCGCUGCCUUCUCCGGUAGCGGCCGGUGAUGGAACAGCCGUGGCAGGCGGCGUGGGUAAAUCCGUCUGUUUCUCCCCUGUCUUGUCAAUCCACUCCCCUUGCACCCUGCGGGCACUCUCGAUGAUGUCGCCGAUAAAGACCUUGGCCACAGCACGCAUGCCAAUCACAACGUUCUCUGCUACGGACUGCGAGAUGGUAGCAUUGACAAGCUGUAGGAGAAGGGUUGUUAGCAUGCGGACUUGUCCAAAAAGAAAGCGAGACGGGGCUUUUUGCGAUGCUUACUCUCCUCACGGCAGCCUUACUCAAGUUGGCGGCUCGCCAAUUUUCGAAUCUGUCAAAUUGUUCGUCGUUGAAGGCGCCGAUCAACAUACCCCUCUGUCUAUGUUCCUCCUCCUUUUGUUCUUUGGUCAAGGCAGCGCCAGUAGCGGCCACCUCUGUGUCCCCCUCCUCGUCGCCGUCUCCGUCCUCACCUGCACCCCCCGCGGCGCCGGGUGCAGUGCUCUUUCCGCCGGCACCGGACACCACACUGCCGCCAGGGCCAGCAGUUGAUUUGGCGGUUCCGCCAACUACCGAGGGAGUUCGUUCGCGUGCCUUAUCGGCCUUUGACUUGCGGCCGCGCUUCUUCUUGGGGGGGCCGGUGACGCUCAUGCUGACUUGACUGCCCGAAACGUGGCUCAUGGCAUCAAAAUCGACCGAAGGGGAUCGCGCACCAGCAAGGUCGUCUGGCGGGGGGAACGAGGUUUGGCGAAGCGGAUGGGCAGAUCCGGGGAUGGACGAGAUGGACAUGGUGGAGGCUUUGCGUCGUUUGAGAGCGGGCGACUGGACGCUGGCGCCAUCGGCGGUGCGCUUUUUGUUGGGAGUGCUGUUCAUUGCGACGCUGUUGUUGCGAAUGGACGUCGAGGGGGGAGAUGGG
This is a messenger RNA of Podospora pseudocomata, 4287 nucleotides long. RefSeq lists its product as uncharacterized. The record is from RefSeq and is a predicted model, not a curated record. The transcript has 4 exons. Bases 1 to 2787 code for a protein of 928 amino acids. NCBI's taxonomy places the organism in Eukaryota, Fungi, Ascomycota, Sordariomycetes, Sordariales, Podosporaceae.